Molecule: messenger RNA, 3444 nt
Organism: Perkinsus marinus ATCC 50983
Lineage: Eukaryota; Perkinsozoa; Perkinsida; Perkinsidae
Product: Alpha-galactosidase C precursor, putative
Exons: 28
Coding region: 1-3444 (1147 amino acids)
Biological process (GO): carbohydrate catabolic process; protein transport to vacuole involved in ubiquitin-dependent protein catabolic process via the multivesicular body sorting pathway
Cellular component (GO): ESCRT I complex
Molecular function (GO): alpha-galactosidase activity; protein-containing complex binding
Source: RefSeq, a predicted model, not a curated record
AUGAGCAGUGACGGCCCUGAUAGUGAGCCAUCACUGUGUAAAGUGUCAUUGACGAAUGCGGAACGUCGGGAAGUCGAUGCCAAGGGCAAUCUGUUCAGUAUCAUCAAAGCAGUUGAUGCGGUGGAGAAAGCCUUUGCCACCGGCCUCAUUGGAGACGAUAGCUACGAGAAGCAGUAUCAACUACUCCUAACACAGUACAAGGUCAUCACGACCGCCUUGACACAAGGCGCUAGUCCAUUCGAUGUGGAGAAGUUUAUUAAGGACAAUCACAUGCAGGUCCACUACGCUAGAGUACGUUUGCUUGGCACGCAGUUGCCGGCCACCAAGAUGUAUCAUAGCGGCGAGAAGGGUUCUCCCGAUACUGUACACAUUCUUGACGCUGGGCAGAAUUUUGUCACCUUAGUUGAUUGCCUGAAAAUGGAGAUGGUAUCAGUUGACGACCUACUGCCUAUAGUAAGAGAGCUCUGUGGCAGUUUGGCUAGUAUAUCCUCUUUACCUGUUGACUUCGAUGCUAAGGUGAACAUCCAGAAGUGGCUUACCAAGCUCAACUCGAUGCGUGCUACUGAUAAGCUGUCAGAGGAGGACGCAAGACAAUUCUCUUUGGAGCUGGAUGGUGACUAUGCGGCCUUCCAUAAAGCAGUGCGGGACAUACGGUACUCUUUCCGUAUAACGAAUACAGGGCAGCUGGAGCAUCUCUAUUGGGGACCGAACAUUCCACCAGAGGACGACUUAACUUUCCUCUCCCUCAAUUCUCUUACUAUGGCGAGUCCCUUCGAUCCAACGGGACAAGCUGAGCCUGUUGGGAUUCGAGAAUUGACGUCGGAUACUGGCAAAAAGCUGAAGAUCGAUGACUUGAGUGAACGGUGGAAAACGUACACAAGAGAGGCGAAAAGCGGUGUUGGAGAGGAUGUGAGGCGAGAGAAUGCUUUCUGGCGGCGCUGGAGGAUGGCUCAACUUGGUCGUGGGGACCACUCUAAGGCUGAUGAUGACGAAAACAAUACAAUUGACAGCGAGCCGUGUGAUGAGCGUGCUCCAUUGGAGUACGGCACUGAUGAUAAACCCAGGGUGCAUCAGCACGCCCGUCGCCAGAGGGGAUUUACCGCUGGUGUGCCACCAUUGGAGAGGUUGAAGUCCUUCGGCCCAGGGAGGAGGCCCUCGAUGUAUGCUGAGAGCCCCACUAGGUCUGAGGACGAGGCGGGCAGUACUCAUGUUACACAGCAGAUCAUGGGUAAGAACUCCCUCAUGUUGGAAUAUAGCGACUAUGGUACGGGAGACUAUAGACUACCCAGUUUCAAGGUACGGUAUAAUGCUGAGUCUGCAUUGGGCCACAGUGAUAUCUCCCCUCUGGAGUAUCGUGAUCAUAUCAUAGUCCGAGGCAAGCCUUCCAUCGUGGGUGUACAAGACGCCUCACUCCCUCAAGUUCGCUGUGAGAACCAAAUGGAUGCAGUGACACUCGAACUGAACCUAGAAGAUAGGGUCUCGGGUCUGAUAGUCACUUUAUACUACUCGGUCUUCCCUGAAUGGGAUGUGCUGGUACGACGAGCCAAGAUGACUAACCCUCGGUCUGCCGCGUCACCAGUGGGCAUUGAUCGUUUCGUCAGUGUCACCACUGAUUUUGAGGCUGGUAACUACUACUUCACACAUUUUGGAGGCUCAUGGGGGAGGGAGGGGCAGAGGAUGAGCCAGGAGCUUUUGGCUGGCGCCAUGACGAUAGGGUCGACUCGUGGGGUGAGCAGCCACAUGCACAACCCUAUGGGUAUCAUUAGUAAAGGGCCGUAUAACGAGGAUGCUGGAUACCAUUGGGGAUUCAUAUUCAUGUACAGUGGUAGCUUUCUGAUCGAGUGUGAGAUCAACGAGACCAACAGGCUGAGGGUCAACGUUGGGUUCAACCCGAUGACGUUUAAGUGGAAGCUUUUCCCAGGGGAAUCACUGAGUACACCAGAGUCUCUGAUCAUUUUUAGUAGUUCGGGAGCUACUUCUCUGACUCACAAGUGCCACCGAAUACUGCAGGAUAGGAUAAUACCUCCGAGAUGGCGGUACACGCGGCCGCCUGUGGUAUGCAAUACGUGGGAGUCUAUGUACUUCAACAUCACUGAUGAUAGAGUCAUGCAGUUGGCUCGUCAUGCUGCUGCAGUCGGGGCUGAGAUGGUUGUCAUUGAUGAUGGAUGGUUUACUAAUAGGAAUGAUGAUACGAGAGGGUUGGGGGACUGGGAAGUUGACAAAGAGAAGCUCCCCCUUGGUAUACCACAUCUAUGUAACGCCAUCAACCAGUUGGGUUUGGGUUUUGGUCUCUGGAUAGAACCCGAGAUGGCGUCCCCUGGUUGUCAUCUACUACAGAAGUAUAAUGACUGCACAUUACAAGCCAAGAAUAGGCCGAUGACUAUGAGGAGGCAUCAAUUCCUGUUAGACUUUAGUCAAGAGAGGGUCAGACGAUACGUCCUUAAGAAGUUGAGGUCCAUCCUAUCGAGUUGCAACAUAGCAUAUGUGAAGUGGGAUAUGAAUCGUCAUUUAACGGAGGCUCAGAGUGCUCUAUUAUCUGAUGAUAGACCCCAAGGGGAGACCAUGCACAGGCAUAUGCUUGGAGUCUAUCAGGUCCUCGACUCUAUCACUUCCGAGUUCCCCCUGGUACGCUUUGAGACAUGUGCAGGAGGAGGUGGCAGGUUCGAUGCCGGCAUGCUGUAUUUUGGUCCCCAAAUUUGGGCAUCGGAUAACACCGACGCCUGCUGUAGAGCACGUAUACAAUCGGGCCUCUCUGUGGGUUACCCCAUGAUUACUAUGGGUAGUCACAUUACAGCCACACCUAACCAUCAAACUGGACGUAUUCUCCCUGGUAACGUAAGGGGAGUCAUGUCAAUGCUUGGAGCUAUGGGUGUCGAGCUGAACCUGAUGAAGGCUGAUGUCGAGCUCCUAGCGGAAAUACGUGCUCUGAUACACGUUUAUAAGACAACACUGGACUUUGGUCUUCUGAGAGGAAAUUUUUACAGACUGUGGGAUCCCUUCGACUCACACUCGACACAGGUAUAUGGUGCCGAGGUGACAGCCUGGAUGCAGGUCUCAGAGGAUCGGUCCCGUGCUGUGGUUAUGGCAUGUCUCCUGCACUUGAAAGAGGUUGGUAAGAUCAUCCCAAGGCUUCAAUUGAAGGGUCUAUCAGAGGAUACCCUAUAUGACAUAAUAGAUCUCGCACCGAGCUCAUACGUCCGUAACCCACAGACUCUACAAGUUGUGUGUAAUCCCGUACCGGUGUCCAAGUUCAGUGGUCUACAACUUAGAGGUGUCACUCUCAUGAAGGCUGGCUUACCACUCCAAUUCCUAUUCGAUGGGGAUUGUAGUCUAUUCGAGAUCAGAAGUGCUGCCUUGGGCCCCCGACCGGGACCAGCUGGCAGUACCGACUUCAGCAGUCUCACGGGAGCUCGGAGUCAGGCCGCCCUCCAUCAGCAUUAUUGA